Molecule: messenger RNA, 690 nt
Organism: Suillus fuscotomentosus
Lineage: Eukaryota; Fungi; Basidiomycota; Agaricomycetes; Boletales; Suillaceae
Exons: 6
Coding region: 1-690 (229 amino acids)
Source: RefSeq, a predicted model, not a curated record
AUGCCUGUGGUGGAUCACGAAGCUCGGGUUGUGAAAGUGUUCCAGUUGCCUGUAAUGGACUCUCAGCCACAAUUUUGGGCUCAACAAGAAGUACAGACCGAACCACCUUCCCCACCAACAGAACAGGGCGUACAUGAAGUUAAUGCGCAAGCUGAAAACCUUCUGCAAUUAAUUCAAGCAAACUUCAUGUGCCCAAUUGUGGCCCCAGCGACUUACUGCCCGGAAGGGCAUGCUGCCUGUAUAUAUUGCUUAAUGCAAUCGGCCUUGCACCAAGGCUUUGAGAGAUGCCCAGAUGCUGUGGUGUCCUUGAUGGAUGGAAUUUCCCGAGAGUUCGUAGAUAUUUCCACUGAAGAUGGGGAGUCACAGGAAGAUGAAUUGAGGUCCUAUGCACGUGGACCUAUACGGGAUAAUUGGCAAGUUCGAUCCAGGCUUCCUGGACUUGGGUCGCAUUGUUUCAUGGGCCCGUACCCAGCUGCCAGCCUCAUCGACUCCACCUGCAGUCAGAACCUCGUACCAGCCUGCAUCCACAGUUGGUACCUCAGCCGAGCUUCCCAUCUUACUGGAUUAGAUGCUUCCCAUCUGGAGACAACCUCUUACAGAUAUGUCACUACUCAGCCCUUCACAGUUCAUCAGAGACUGCCAGCCCCGGUCAAGCUUUUGAUAUCCAGCAAUGUGCAACUACUCAAAUAA